Sphaeroforma arctica JP610 is the source of this 182-nucleotide messenger RNA. RefSeq lists its product as hypothetical. The record is from RefSeq and is a predicted model, not a curated record. Gene Ontology annotation, molecular function: ornithine carbamoyltransferase activity; amino acid binding. The annotation marks the transcript as partial. NCBI's taxonomy places the organism in Eukaryota, Ichthyosporea, Ichthyophonida. Gene Ontology annotation, biological process: L-citrulline biosynthetic process. The transcript is spliced from 2 exons. Gene Ontology annotation, cellular component: intracellular membrane-bounded organelle.
GAGUCCGUGCGCGACACAUCCAAUGUACUGAGUCGGAUGAACGACAUUCUCCUGGCCAGGGUGAACAAACACUCGGACAUCAUGGAAUUGGGCAAGUACAGUCGCGUGCCCGUCAUCAACGCUCUCUCUGAGAAGUACCACCCACUGCAGGCACUGGCGGAUGUCAUGGCUGUGCAACAGGU